Messenger RNA from Microthlaspi erraticum, 2016 nucleotides. The record is from the annotation of a GenBank genome assembly. NCBI's taxonomy places the organism in Eukaryota, Viridiplantae, Streptophyta, Magnoliopsida, Brassicales, Brassicaceae.
AUGGAGAAAGUCAGGUGUAUGUUGAGUGAAUCAGGAUUUGGUGAAGAGUUCUGGGCUGAGGCAGCAUCAACAGCAGCAUAUUUGAUCAAUCGAUCACCUUGCUCAGCCAUUGAUCACAAUGUUCCAGAAGAGUUAUGGCUUAACAGAAAGCCUGGUUACAAACACUUGAGGAGAUUUGGCUCAGUUGCUUAUGGUACAAAAGGGUACAAGGUCUGGUUGUUGGAAGAAGAGAAGUGUGUGAUAAGCAGAAAUGUGAUAUUUCAUGAAGAACAAGUGUUUAAAGAUCUGGGUAAUGAAACAGAGAAGGUUACAGAGGGAAAUCUGGAAACUGGUCAGUCAAGUGAGACAAGGGAAAUUGAGAUUGUGGCAGAGACAAGUUCAGAAGAACAACAAGGUCGACAACAAGUUACAGAGAAUCUUGUUCCAGGUGGAGCUACUGAAAACGGUUCAAACGAGACUGAAGAAGAAGAGGAGGAGCAGUAUGAUGAAGACGUGGUUGAUCUAGCUGGUUAUCAACUAGCAAAAGACAGAAAGAUGAGAACUACUGCACCUCCAGCCAGGUUCAAUGAUUACAACAUGGUAGCAUUUGCGUUACUUGUUGCUGAAGAUCUCGAUAUUGAGGAACCACAGUGUUAUCACGAAGCCAUGAAUUCACCAGAAUGGGAAGAGUGGAAUGAUUCAAUGGGUGAUGAGAUGACUUCACUGGCAAAGAACAGGAUUUGGAUAUUGUUGAUCGACCUAAAGACAAGAAAGUCAUUGGUUGCAGGUUUUACACAGAGAGAAGGGAUUGACUACGAUGAAGUCUUUGCUCCUGUUGUAAAACAUGUCUCUAUAAGGAUUCUGAUGUCUGCAGUGGUAAAUCAAGAUUUGGAGCUUGAACAAAUGGAUGUAAAAACUGCAUUCCUUCAUGGAGAUUUAGAUCAAGAGCUAUACAUGGAGCAGCCUGAAGGUUUUGAGGUUGAUAAAGAUAAAGAUCAGGUUUGUUUGCUCAAGAAAUCUUUGUAUGGUCUGAAACAAUCACCUAGAUUGUGGAACAAGAAGUUCAAUCAGUUCAUUAUAGGUGAGAAGUUUGUCAGAAGCCAUCAAGACUCUUGUGUUUAUGUGAAGAAGGUUGAAAGUGGUUACAUGUAUCUUCUACUUUACGUUGAUGAUAUAUUGAUGGCUGCAAAGGAUAUAGCAGAGAUUGUUAAGCUCAAGAGUGCAUUGAGUUCUGAGUUUGAGAUGAAGGAUAUGGGUCCAGCAAGCAGAAUUUUGGGUAUUGAUAUCAGGAGAGACAGAGAAGCGGUGAAAACCUCGUACCUCAAAGUGUUAGUUACAGAAGAUUCAGAAUGCAUUGAUACAGAGAAGUAUCCUUACUCAAGUGUUGUUGGAAGCAUUAUGUAUGCUAUGAUUGGGACAAGGCCGGAUAUAGCUUAUGCUAUUGGGUUAGUCAGCAUGUUUAUGAGUAAGCCAGGGAUGAUGCAUUGGGAAGCUGUGAAAUGGUUGUUGAGGUACAUCAAAGGAUCGUCAGAUUUGGAGGUAGUCUUUACCAAGAACAAGAACUUCAAUAUUCAAGGUUACUGUGAUUCAGAUUUCGCUGGUGAUAGGGACAAAAGGAAGUCUACAAGUGGCUAUGUAUUCACUGUUGGAGGGAACACUAUUAGCUGGAGAUCAAAUUUACAACCAGUUGUGACUCUCUCUACUAUUGAAGCAGAAUACAUUGCAUUGACAGAGGCUGUAAAGGAAGCGAUUUGGAUCAAGGGUCUGCUCAAAAAUAUGGGUUUUGGUGAAGAAAGAGCUAUGGUUUGGUGUGAUUCUCAGUCUGCAAUAUGCUUAUCCAAGAACAAUGUAUUCCAUGAAAGGACAAAGCAUAUUUCAUACAAAUACCAUUUUAUCAGAGAAGUUAUUGAGGAGGGUGAGGUUGAAGUUUCAAAGGUUCACACCUCAGUCAACCCUGCGGAUAUUCUGACCAAGAGUGUUCGUGUGUCAACGUUUGAGUCUGCCUUAGAUGCUCUGAGGCUGAUUCAACGUGGAUGA